UCAAUUUAUCAAUCAACCAUCGAUGGUUACACUAAAUGUACUUACUUUAGAUAGAAUUUUUAAAUCACAUUAAUCAUGAAUAUCAGAAAACUAAGUCCUGAACUAACAAAAACCGCUCAGGAAAAUCUAGGAGAAAGACCAGAUCACUUACUUGAUGACAUAGAGGCUCUUCGAUCGUGGAUAAACAAACAGCCACAUUUGAUUUCUCGAGAUGAUGACCAGUUUAUUGUAACUUUUCUUCGUUUUUGUAAAUUUAGUCUGGAAGAAAGUAAAAGACGUCUUGAAGCUUAUUUAACUUGUAAGACUUUCUACCCUGAACUGUUUAGAGUACGUCCUGUUGAUUCAAAUGUCUUGGAUAUUGUUCGAAGUGGGUUCACAUGCACUCUACCAAAUCCACAUCCAACCAAUGGCUCGAGGAUAUGCAUAACACAAUUUGCUCAAUUUGACCCACAAAAGUUUAAACUCCGAGAUAUGUUCAAAGUAAAUUUCAUGCAAUUUGAACUUCUGGCUUUUGAAGAUGAUGUUGCUGGUGUCAACGGAAUAGAGCAAGUCAUAGAUUUAAAAAACUGCACAUUCCAACAGACACUUCAUGUUAAUCCAAUAGAUUUAAGAAAAGUCUCUACUUAUCAUGAAAAAUGUGUACCAUUUCGUAUCCAUAGAGUACAUGUUAUAAAUUUCAGACGAGAAUUGCAAGGAAUUUAUAGAGUUGCUGUAGGAUUUGUGCCUUCAGGAGUGCCAUUUGAGAUCUUGUUGCAUGAAAAAGAAGAAGACUUAUUCAAUUACAUUCCUCAAGAGUCCUUAAAUGAUGAUUAUGGAGGAUCAAAUGGAAAGAAAACUGAUUUAAUUGAAGAAUUAGUCAAAAGCUUUCAGGAUCAUGAAGAAUAUUUUCAAAAAGAUGAAAUUUUAGGUACAAAUGAAAAACUUCGACGUGAGCCUUAUUUAAAUCUUCAAACUGAUUUUGGAGUUGAAGGAAGUUUUAGAAAAUUAGAAGUUGACUGAAAAACUUGUUAUAUUUUUACAACAUUUUUUGUUUUUUAC
Episyrphus balteatus (marmalade hoverfly) is the source of this 1038-nucleotide messenger RNA. RefSeq names its product alpha-tocopherol transfer protein-like. Bases 76 to 999 code for a protein of 307 amino acids. Gene Ontology annotation, cellular component: membrane. Gene Ontology annotation, molecular function: phosphatidylinositol bisphosphate binding. The transcript is spliced from 3 exons. NCBI's taxonomy places the organism in Eukaryota, Metazoa, Arthropoda, Insecta, Diptera, Syrphidae. The record is from RefSeq and is a predicted model, not a curated record.